Messenger RNA from Dictyostelium purpureum, 2921 nucleotides. RefSeq lists its product as uncharacterized. NCBI's taxonomy places the organism in Eukaryota, Evosea, Eumycetozoa, Dictyosteliales, Dictyosteliaceae. The record is from RefSeq and is a predicted model, not a curated record. Gene Ontology annotation, cellular component: nuclear pore; nuclear pore outer ring. Gene Ontology annotation, molecular function: structural constituent of nuclear pore. The transcript is spliced from 6 exons. Bases 8 to 2848 code for a protein of 946 amino acids. Gene Ontology annotation, biological process: post-transcriptional tethering of RNA polymerase II gene DNA at nuclear periphery; mRNA export from nucleus; protein import into nucleus.
AAUAAAAAUGACUGAAAAUAACCCCUUCAAAUGGAAUCUCAAUAAUGAUAAUAAUAACAACAACAACAAUAAUAAUAACGACCAUUUUUCAACAUCGUUAAAUACAAAUUCAUUAUUUAGUUUUAAUCCAAAUUCAAAUAAUAAUAAUAAAUUCAAUUUUAAUAUUUUACCAGAUGAAGGAGAUGAUGAUCUACAAAAUAUGUUAAAUAAUAAUAAUCAUAAUAAUAAUAAUAAUAUCGAUACAUUUGGUGCAUCACAAUUUGGUACUCAAACAUUAAGAACCAAUUUUAAUAACUAUGAAUUAUCUGAUAACCAAUUCAGUUAUAAUAAUGACAUUCAAAUUCAAGACAUUGAAGGAAAUCAAUUAACAGCAGACUACGAAGGUAUGCAAGAAGAUGAAAUUCAACAAUAUAACGAUAUUUUUAAUGAUAAAGGAAGAUCUGAUGAUUUUGUUUUUCACAAUAUGUUAGAGAAUGAAUAUUUUCAGCCAAAAAUCAAUAACCCAGAUGAAUUACCAAUUCAUUUAUCAAAUAUAUUUCAUAAAAUUUCACAAGCAAAAAUUAAUUCAAUUGAAAACGAAGAUAGAAAUAAAUUAUAUUAUUUAACAGCUAAUAAAAAUUAUAAAGAUGAACAAUUAAAUAACUAUCAAAUGGAAAAAGAUACAUGGAAUCUUAUUAGCAAAUUAUACGAUUAUAGAGAUAUAUUAAAAGCCAAAGAACAAAAUGAAAAGAUUGAAUUAAACAAUCCAACCCAAUCACAGGUAUACCAAUACUUAAUUAAAAAGAAUCAAAAUAUUCACGAAAACUCAAUUAUUUUACAGUGGUUAGAAGAAAUGGCACCAGAAAUUGAUUAUACAACCGAUAGAGUAUUUUCAGAGCAUACAUUAUCAAAAUUACAAAAGAAAGGAGGUGUUUCAAUGCUUUCAAAUGAUAUGGUCACUGAACUUGAUCCAGAUGCAUCAACACGUCAAAAUAAGAAAAUAGAUUUAAGCGAUGAAACCAAUCAACAUAAAUUUUUACAAUCACUUUGGGGUUGUCUUAGAGCCGGUCUUACUGAAAAAGCAAUUAGUCUUUGUUUAGAAGUGGAGCAAUAUUGGAGAGCACAAACUUUUAUGGGUCAAAUUUAUUAUAACGGCGAAAGCGACAUUGGUAAUCCAUUCUUUAACCUUUGGAAAAGCAAUUGUUUUAACAUUUCAAAAAAUUCAAAUGACUCAUACGAAAAGGCAAUCUAUGGUUUAUUAGGUGGUAAUCUCGAUGCAGUUUUACCAAUCCAAAAGAAUUGGUAUGAUUAUUUUUGGUGUUAUUUACGUGUUCUCUUUGAUGAAACCAUUUACAGAGAAUUAAAACCAUACAGAUCCCCAUUAUCAGUCGAAGAAGAUCUCGAGACCUCACCAUCCAACAACAUCUCUCAAAUUAAUACUCCAAAUGAUAUUUUAGAGAUUUUAAAAAAUGAAGCCUCUCAAAUCGAAAUUAGAAAUCAAGCUCAAAAUCCAUAUCACAUUAUUCAAGAAUUAGUUAUUAACGAUAACUAUCAAUUAUUAUUUGAAAUUUUACCAAGUUUAUUAUUAAAGAAUAGAACACCAGAAUUUAAUAGAUUUGCAAUAUUUUUAAUUGUAUUUUAUAGAAAAAGAGAAUCAUAUUCAAUCAUUUCAGAUUCAGAAGAUUGUUCAGAAAAUAUAGUCAUCAAUGAAUAUAUUCAAUAUUUAAUCAGAUCCCAUCAAUAUGAUUUAGUUGCAUUAUAUACUUCAUUAUUAACCAAUGAAGAUUUACAAACCAAGGUUUAUUCUAAAUUCUUAGUUAAUAUAACUGAUCAAGCUCAAAUGAAACAAUGUUUAUUUUUAGCAGAAAGAUUUGGUUUAAAUAGACAAGAGAUUGCAGAAACAGUUGUAAACAAUGUUAUUACAUCAGGUGAAACCAUUAAACCAACUAUUAUUAACAGUGGUGAGGAUUAUUUAGGAUUUGGUGGUAUGAAAUCAACCAUAGCCCAAAACAAAUCAAUAGCAGCAUUGGUAUCAGCAACAGGAGCAUCAUCAUCAACAGAUAUUUUAACCAAACUUCCAAUAACCGAUUCUAUUGAUCCAAGUACUACAACACCAGAUGACCUCUCCAAGAUUGAAUCAAUCAAAUGGUUAUGCUUUGAUAAGCAAUUACUCAUCAAAGCUUUACUUCAAAGCAACCAUUUAAUUCGUGAGUUCAUUAAAUUAAAUAAAUUUAGUGCAUCCGGUGAAUUGUUAAAAUCUUUACCAAAAGAUAUAAUACUCGUUGCUAAACAGCAAUCACAACUUUCAGAAUCCGAUACAAACAACAUCAUCAAAGAAUUUAGAGAUUGGGAAAACUACAUUGCAUCAAAUACACGUAUUAAUAAUUGGUUACAUAAUUACGCCAAUCAACCAAAAGUUGAUUUAUCUUCAUUUAAAUUAAAUGGUAAAGAAUCAUAUGCAGAAAAAUUAGAUGUCGAAAGAAGAAAGAAAGAAUAUGAAGAAUUAUAUGGUCAAUGGAAUCAAAACAAUAUUACUUUUGGAAAAGAGGCAUUGGAAUCAAUUAAAUCAGUUUUAAAUACAGGUUGGUUAUGUCCAUUAGAAAAUCAAACUGGUGAAUUUGGAUUGGAUGAUGAAAAUGGCCAAUCUAUUAAUACUCUUAGAAUGAAAUGUAUACCAAAUCUAUUCAAAUCACUCCAUACCGUUUUAGUUGGUGUAGGUUCAAUUAAAAAGAGCACAAAGAUUUGUAAUCAAAUUUCAAAUGAAAAAUAUAAAUGGUACUCUGUCUUCUCAAAGAAAGAAUUACAAGAAAUAUUACAAUUAGUCCGUGAAAGUUCUAUUAAAUUAUUUGAAGUUUCACAUCAAAUUUAAAAAAAUAAAAAUAAACAUAAAAAAUUAAAUAUAAAAAAUAAAAAACAAAUUUAGUUAUUUAUUGCUUGAUAGU